UCACUCUCUCUCUUUUCAUCAUGUCCGCUGUCAAGGCUGCUGCUAUUCACAUCGACUGGACCAAGCUGUCCACAUCGCUUGGUCUUAAGACUGAGACCGUCGCCGCCCUGGCUGCGUUCCGCAAACGCAACGAAGAAGCGCGACGUGUUCUGACCGAUCUCAGGGAGCAGAAGACUGCCGUUGACUUUGCUCAUUAUCGCAAGGUUCUCAAGAACCAAGCCGUCGUGGAUGAGCUCGAGAAGUCCUUCAAGUCCUUCAAGCCCACUUCGUACGAUGUCAAAGCUCAGAUCAAGUCUAUUGAGACCGUGGAGGCCAAGGCUCUUGAGCGCGCCAAAUCGACUGCCACCAAGGUCGAGUCUGAGCUCGCUGAUCUUCAGGCCACCCUGAAGAACAUUGAAACCUCCCGCCCCAUCGAUGAGCUCACUGCUGAUGAUGUCCUCAAGUCCCGCCCCGAGAUUGCCGAGAAGGUCGAUGCCCUGUUGGCCAGGAGCAAAUGGGAUACCAAGGGCUACAACGAAAAGUUCGGAUAUGUCACCCUCUUCUAAGCAGUGUCUGCAUGCGCUCCUCGAUAUCCACUUACUAUUCUUGAUCUACGUCCUACAAACCCAUCUGCUUUUCAAUACUCAACAAAUAACUAAAGUAAAGUCUUCGCGUUCAUAAUACACAUUGGACCUG
Gamsiella multidivaricata is the source of this 675-nucleotide messenger RNA. RefSeq lists its product as uncharacterized. Bases 21 to 545 code for a protein of 174 amino acids. The record is from RefSeq and is a predicted model, not a curated record. NCBI's taxonomy places the organism in Eukaryota, Fungi, Mortierellomycota, Mortierellomycetes, Mortierellales, Mortierellaceae. Gene Ontology annotation, molecular function: proton transmembrane transporter activity. The transcript is spliced from 3 exons. Gene Ontology annotation, biological process: proton motive force-driven ATP synthesis.